Molecule: messenger RNA, 2160 nt
Organism: Dreissena polymorpha
Lineage: Eukaryota; Metazoa; Mollusca; Bivalvia; Myida; Dreissenidae
Product: galactoside 2-alpha-L-fucosyltransferase Sec1-like
Exons: 2
Coding region: 965-1975 (336 amino acids)
Biological process (GO): carbohydrate metabolic process
Cellular component (GO): membrane
Molecular function (GO): galactoside 2-alpha-L-fucosyltransferase activity
Source: RefSeq, a predicted model, not a curated record
CCUAAUUAGCCUGUAUGUUCAUGCAUUACGACCCGUUUUUCCAGACCGCGGCUCAUAUAUAUUUCACUUCAUUAUAAAGUAAGGUUUAUACCAAUUGUCUCAGACGAUUUUGAAAUAGAACCUUAUUGCAAACAAUCCCUGUUUAUCAUAUCAAGGGUGUAUCAAUGGGUGUAAAACCAAUCCCCAGCUUCCUAACCCAAUCAUUAGUUUUAUUAUGCCCCCUUCGAAAAAGAGGGGGUAUAUUGAUUUGCACAUGUCGGUCCGUCGGUCUGUCGGUCUGUCGGUCCGUCGGUCCGUCCGGCCACCAGAUGGUUUCCGGAUGAUAACUCAAGAACGCUUAGGCCUAGGAUCAUGAAACUUCAUAGGUACAUUGAUCAUGACUGUCAGAUGACCUCUAUUGAUUUUCAGGUCACUAGGUCAAAGGUAAAGGUCACAGUGACUCGAAAUAGUAAAAUGGUUUCCGGAUGAUAACUCAAGAAUGCUUAGACCUAGGAUCAUGAAACUUCAUAGGUACAUUGAUCAUGACUGGCAGAUGACCCCUAUUGAUUUUCAGGUCACUAGUUUUGAUUAACAUUUGCAUACGGCUACCAUUUGUUGUCGAUAAUUAACAGAAACCGCUGGAUCUGAUGAUAUGGUUGUAACACGUGUUCGCAUAAUGAUAAACCAUUUUCCAACUUAUCAUUUGUUAAUGUACAUAUAAUAUCACUUUUUAAAUUCAUAGCUCCUUGUACUCUGUACGUCUUCUGAUGCGCACAUUAAUUUUUUAAUUUACUUUUGAAGUUUUUGAAAUCAUAUGGAGACGUGUUCUGCUCAAGAAAUUAAAACAGAGGACCGAAAAACGUGCCAUUUUUACUGGACGGACAACAUUUACUGUUUUCAUUGUUCUCUAUCAUUACUUGAAGUGUCGAUUUGAUCCCGUCAAUACUACUCGGACAAAAGUCGGAAUAAGACAGUUCAAACAAAGAUGAAAGCCGAUACUCGGUUUGUACUACUUGCUCUAGUCGUUGUGGUGUUUUUGAUUGGACGGCUGCAAUACUCAAAGACGUUUUUCGUCACAACAGGGGUCACAACAGUAGCCAGUGACUGUCCAAUACAAGUGAACUACACCAAUAGGCCAAAUGGCAUCCGCACUCGAAGUAGCAGUUCCUCAACUUUAAUAAUACGACUUAAGGGGAGACUCGGAAACAUGAUGUUCCAGUAUGCUUCUAUUUUGGGAAUUGCUACUAUGGGCAAGUUUUCAAACGUCGUAGUAGAAAAUGGAGAACGUUUAAAAGAAAUAUUUUCACUUUCAAAUACUAAGGUUUCGUUUUCAGCGUCUAAUAUGUCAUCAACGUCUAUAGGUGAGAAAGCGUGUUACAUCUUUGAUAAGCGAAUCGGUACGCUAAAUAAUUCUCUUAGUUUUCGCAUUGAUGGAUAUUUAGUAUCGUGGCGAUAUUUCGAAGCCAUAAGGGAUAUUGUGCGUAAGGAGUUUAUAUUUUCAACUCAGAUAUCGAACAAAGCCUGUUUCAGACUUCAUGAUGUCCUUAAAACGUUUAAUGUUCCCAAUGCGACAUUCGUCGGUGUACAUAUCAGACGGGGCGACUUUACGUACGACAGCCUUAAGAAACUUGGCUAUUUGACAGCGCCACGUGAAUAUAUAAUCAAAUCAAUGAACAUCUUUUCGAACUUAUACGCGAAUUGUACAGUCUUCAUCAUCUGUUCUGACGAAAUAAAAUGGACCAAAGACGCCCUUUCUAACGUCACAUCAAUCUAUAACAUAUAUUUCAUGGAGAGUAAUUCUGCGGAAGUUGACAUGGCAAUUCUUAGCAAAUGCAACCACACCAUCAUCACGACCGGAACGUUUGGUUGGUGGGCGGCAUGGCUGGCGGGUGGUACGACAACUGUCUACAAGAAGCCUGCGCGGGAAAACACGUUCCUAUCGGCUCAAUUUAAUUACACAGACUACUUUUAUCCGUGCUGGUUGCAAAUAGAUUGAUUGGUUUGCGCAAUUCCUGCGAUUGCAUUUAUUCACAUGUGGGUUGCUGUAAGAAAAGCUGUUUAAGCCAUUACGUGUUAAGUGCACGACAAAAUGUUCUUCUUGUUUAUUCAUUUUAAAGCAUUAUAUUGUAUACAUACAUGUAUUACAUUUGAAAACAAUGGUUUUAACAAAUAAUAUAGAAA